Messenger RNA from Lemur catta (Ring-tailed lemur), 5078 nucleotides. It is a transcript of the gene EHBP1, whose product is annotated as EH domain binding protein 1. Gene Ontology annotation, molecular function: protein binding. Lineage: Eukaryota; Metazoa; Chordata; Mammalia; Primates; Lemuridae. The record is from RefSeq and is a predicted model, not a curated record. The transcript is spliced from 23 exons. Bases 635 to 4120 code for a protein of 1161 amino acids.
AGUGUGAGAGGUGCGGCGGGGGAGGUAAUGAUGGUGGUGGCGGAGGAGGAAGGCGGGGGAGGGGGUGCUGGGCGCUGAGCUGCGGCUCUGGCACGGUUUGGUAGGGUGGGGGACGGUCGCGGGGCGAUCUGUCAGGGAGGGGGCGGGCGUGAGGGGCGCCGUCCGCCUGAGGGGCUGCAGAUUCCGGCUCCCGCGAGCGCCGUGGCUGGCUUGGCUGUUCCAUGUGGCUCCGGAGGGGAUGGAGGACUCGUUGGCGGCGGCGGCGGCUGCUGCUGCGGCGGCGACGGAGGAGCGGCUCUGAGGAGGGAACGGGGCCAGACUCACCCCGACAGCGGGAUUAGAGUCCUCCAGAAUACACGUCAUAUAGCCCCUGAGGUGGCAUGGUGAUGUCUCCAUGAGGAAACCUCCUUUCACUCAUCCUGUCAUGUAUAUCAUACUGUUCUUGACUGAGCCAUUCAUCUAAGAUGGAAUUUACCCUGUGAAACAGGGAGAAGACUUACCCCAAACUUCAAGUUAUAGUUGAGUUCUUAGAAGGACAGGCAUACAUACAAAGCUCCUUUGCUUUGGACCCUCUGCAUUAUUAAAGCUGCUGUAUUGCUAACCCAGAACUGCUCCAGAGUAUUGACCGAUCAUCAUGGCUUCAGUCUGGAAGAGACUGCAGCGUGUCGGAAAACAUGCAUCCAAGUUCCAGUUUGUGGCCUCCUACCAGGAGCUGAUGGUUGAGUGUACAAAGAAAUGGCAACCAGAUAAACUGGUGGUAGUUUGGACAAGAAGAAGCCGAAGGAAGUCUUCUAAGGCACAUAGCUGGCAACCUGGAAUAAAAAAUCCAUACCGUGGUGUUGUUGUGUGGCCUGUUCCUGAAAACAUUGAAAUCACUGUAACACUUUUUAAGGAUCCUCAUGCAGAGGAAUUUGAAGACAAAGAGUGGACAUUUGUCAUAGAAAAUGAAUCCCCUUCUGGUCGAAGGAAAGCUCUUGCUACUAGCAGCAUCAAUAUGAAACAGUAUGCAAGUCCUAUGCCAACUCAGACUGAUGUCAAGUUAAAAUUCAAGCCAUUAUCUAAAAAAGUUGUAUCUGCCACUCUCCAGUUUUCAUUAUCUUGCAUUUUCCUUAGGGAAGGAAAGGCCACAGACGAGGACAUGCAAAGUUUGGCUAGUUUGAUGAGUAUGAAGCAGGCUGACAUUGGCAAUUUAGAUGACUUUGAAGAAGAUAAUGAAGAUGAUGAUGAGAAUCGAGUGAACCAAGAGGAAAAGGCAGCAAAAAUUACAGAGCUUAUCAACAAACUUAACUUUUUGGAUGAAGCAGAAAAGGACUUGGCCACUGUGAAUUCAAAUCCAUUUGAUGAUCCUGAUGUAGCAGAAUUAAAUCCAUUUGGAGAUCUUGACUCAGAAGAACCAAUCACUGAAACAGCUUCACCUAAAAAACCAGAAGAAUCUCUUUAUAAUAACAGCUAUAAUCCCUUUCAAGAGGUACAGACUUCACAAUAUUCGAACCCAUUCGAUGAGCCAGAAACUUUUUUAACUAUAAAGGAUUCUCCUCCCCAUUCUACAAAAAGAAAAAAUAUAAGACCUGUAGACAUGAGCAAGUAUCUCUAUGCUGAUAGUUCGAAAACUGAAGAAGGAGAGUUGGAUGAAUCAAAUCCUUUUUAUGAACCUAAACCAACUCCUCCUCCAAAUAAUUUCAUAAAUCCCAUUCAAGAACUGGAAACUGAAAGGAGAGUGAAAAGAAAGGCCCCAGCCCCACCGGUCUUCUCACCAAAGACAGGGGGAGUAAAUGAAAACGCAAUUGUGUCUGCAGGAAAAGAUCUCUCUACUUCUCCUAAGCCAAGUCCUAUACCAAGUCCUGUUUUGGGGCAAAAGCCAAAUGCUAGUCAGUCAUUGCUUGUAUGGUGCAAAGAAGUUACGAAAAACUACCGGGGAGUGAAAAUCACCAAUUUUACUACAUCAUGGAGAAAUGGUUUAUCUUUCUGUGCAAUAUUACACCACUUUAGACCAGAUUUAAUUGACUACAAGUCUCUGAAUCCUCAAGAUAUUAAAGAGAACAACAAAAAGGCAUACGAUGGAUUUGCCAGCAUAGGAAUUUCCCGGUUAUUGGAACCUUCUGAUAUGGUUUUGUUAGCAAUUCCUGACAAACUGACUGUUAUGACGUAUCUCUAUCAAAUAAGGGCACAUUUCAGUGGCCAAGAACUAAAUGUUGUUCAGAUAGAGGAAAACAGCAGUAAAAGCACAUAUAAAGUUGGAAACUAUGAAACAGAUACAAACAGUUCUGUUGAUCAAGAAAAAUUUUAUGCAGAGCUUACUGAUCUGAAGCGGGAGCCUGAACUGCAACAGCCUACCAGCGGAGCAGUAGACUUCUUAUCGCAGGAUGACUCUGUAUUUGUACAUGAUAGUGGGGUUGGAGAGUCAGAAAGUGAGCAUCAGACUCCUGAUGAUCACCUUAGUCCAAGCACAGCCUCCCCUUACUGUCGCAGGACUAAAAGUGACAUAGAACCCCAAAAGUCUCAGCAGAGCUCUGGAAGGACUUCAGGAUCCGAUGACCCUGGAAUAUGUUCCAAUACAGAUUCAACCCAAGCACAGGUUUUGUUAGGCAAGAAGAGACUAUUGAAAGUUGAGACUUUAGAAUUAAGUGACAUGUAUGGUAGUGAUAAGAAAAAGGAUAUGUCUCCACCCUUUAUUUGUGAGGAUAAAGACGAGCAAAAGCGUCAGACUUUAGACAUCAGUAGUAACGUGGAGAAAGAAAAAUUAGAGAAUUCUAGACCCUUAGAAUGCAGAUCAGAUCCUGAAUCACCUAUCAAAAAACCAAGUUUAUCUCCUACUUCUAAACUUGGAUACUCAUACAGUAGAGAUGCAGACCUUGCGAAGAAAAAACACACUUCCCUGAGGCAGACGGAAUCUGAUCCAGAUGCUGAUAGAACAACUUUAAAUCAUGCAGAUCAUUCUGCAAAAACAGUCCAGCAUCGAAUGUUAUCUAGACAAGAAGAACUUAAAGAAAGAGCAAGAGUUCUGCUUGAGCAAGCAAGAAGAGAUGCAGCUUUAAAGGCAGGGAAUAAGCAGAACACCAAUGCAGCCACACCGCUCUGCAACAGGCAGCUAAGUGAUCAGCAAGAUGAAGAGCGACGUCGGCAGCUGAGAGAGAGAGCUCGUCAGCUAAUAGCAGAAGCUCGAUCUGGAGUGAAGAUGUCAGAACUUCCCAGCUAUGGUGAAAUGGCUGCAGAAAAGUUGAAAGAAAGGUCAAAGGCAUCUGGAGAACAAAACAAUAAGUUGGUGGACUUGAAAUUGAAGAAGCUCCUAGAAGCUCAGCCACAGGUGGCAAAUUCACUCCCUAGUGCUGCCCAGAAAGCUGUGACUGAGAUCUCAGAGCAAGAAAUUAAGAAUGGCACAGAAGAUCUCCGAACUGAGCGAUUACAAAAAGCAACAGAACGUUUUAGAAAUCCUGUUGUGUUCAGCAAGGAUUCUACAGUCAGAAAAACUCAACUUCAGUCUUUCAGUCAAUAUGUUGAGAAUAGACCAGAGAUGAAAAGGCAGAGAUCAAUACAGGAAGAUACAAAGAAAGGAAAUGAGGAGAAGGCAGCGAUAACUGAAACUCAGAGGAAGCCAUCAGAAGAUGAAGUGCUUAAUAAAGGGUUCAAAGACACCAGUCAGUAUGUUGUAGGAGAAUUGGCAGCACUAGAGAAUGAGCAAAAGCAAAUUGACACCCGUGCCGCGCUGGUGGAGAAGCGCCUUCGCUAUCUCAUGGACACAGGAAGGAACACAGAAGAAGAAGAAGCUAUGAUGCAGGAAUGGUUUAUGUUAGUUAAUAAGAAAAAUGCCUUAAUAAGGAGAAUGAACCAGCUCUCUCUUCUGGAAAAAGAACAUGAUUUAGAACGAAGGUAUGAGCUGCUGAACCGGGAAUUGCGGGCAAUGCUAGCCAUUGAAGACUGGCAGAAGACCGAGGCCCAGAAGCGACGCGAACAGCUCCUGCUAGAUGAGCUGGUGGCCCUGGUGAACAAGCGCGAUGCGCUCGUCAGGGACUUGGACGCUCAGGAGAAGCAGGCCGAAGAAGAAGAUGAGCAUUUGGAGCGAACUCUGGAGCAAAACAAAGGCAAGAUGGCCAAGAAAGAGGAGAAAUGUGUUCUUCAGUAGCCGUCAGACCAGAAUCUCUCCCAACAUUUUAGAGUCUUGGUUCCCCAGACCAGAAAAAGUCAGACUCAUCGAUUUAAAACUUUUAACAUUUUGUUUGACUGGAUUGUACUUCUUUACCACCACCACCCUUUUUCUUCCCUCAUUUCCAGAUAAUAUACAGAACUCCAGAAUAGCUUUAAGGAUUUUUUUGUGAGUUAAUCAUUUCCUUGAAAUCAUGUGAAAUAGAUUUGCACAAACACCUUGUGAGUGAUUGGUAUUGGAGGUGUUCAAGAAGCUGUUCAAAAAAAAAAAAGCUUGUCAUUAUUUUCCCUCAUUUUUUGAUGGAAGGAAAAUUUAAAACAUUUUUGUUGUUGUUGGUAAUAGCAUAAUGACAGUGGGAGGGGGGUAACAAGGGGAUAAGAAAAAUGUCAUGAUUUUUUUUCCGGUCCUGCCAUAUGUAACAUUUACUCUGUUACCUAAAUUUUAUAGUUAGAUCAUAUUCAGUCUGCUUAUUAACCUGUGUUCUAUUUACCAGUGGAGUUUUCUGCAGUUGUUUACGUUUCACUGUAAGGAUAAUAGAGUUCCUCUUCUCCCUCUGCUUUCCUCAGAGGAUGGCCCUUUAACAUAGCCAGAGACAAGCCCUGUGGUUUGAAGGUGAGCUGUGAGGAUGGGACUAAUUGACAUGCAUCAGUUUAUAAAGGCAGUCCUUAUCUGAGAAUGCACCAUCUUUUUCUCUGGAUAAUUAUUUAUUACAUCUUGCUUGGUUCCUACAUUUUGUUGCGUCUCAACAUUGACUCAAGAAUGCUGUUAAUAUUUAUUCUGUAUUGAUAAUAGUCUGUCUUGCCACUACAAGUAAAUCCCCUCAUUUAAUAUUUUCUUCUCUAGCAUAGCACUGUCAUUCUUUUUGUGAAAAUGGUUGUUUAUUUAUUACAAUACUGAGUCAUAAAUUUUCAAUAAAAGCAAAAACUUUCUUACCUUA